Molecule: messenger RNA, 3786 nt
Organism: Entamoeba invadens IP1
Lineage: Eukaryota; Evosea; Mastigamoebida; Endamoebidae
Product: serine-threonine protein kinase, putative
Exons: 4
Coding region: 1-3786 (1261 amino acids)
Biological process (GO): protein phosphorylation
Molecular function (GO): protein kinase activity; ATP binding
Source: RefSeq, a predicted model, not a curated record
AUGAUGAGUCUUUUAUUUCGUUUCUUCUUUUUUCAAAUAAUUUUUGUGCAUUUUGUAACUGCGUUUUGUGGGGAUGGAGUUCGUGACGCCUUUGAAGAGGAGUGCGAUAGUGGGAAGUUUUGUCUAUCGAAUUGUUUGUGUGCAGAUGGGUAUACUCCUCUCAACAAAGACACGUCUACCAACUGUGUUCCGUCUUGUGCCAUUUCGGGAUGUAUUGAACAAAACAAUGAGACUUGUUAUACCCCAGACGAGUGUGGUUUAUGUGAUAUAACUAAAGGGUAUCGAAGUGAUUGUCAAGGCUGUUUAGACGGGUAUUUGGCACAAGGAUAUCUCAAAUGUGAAUCCUUCAACAAAACAACAGUAAAAUCAUGUAAGACUCUUCAAGCCGACGUGAACUAUCACAAUGAAGUCACUUUCGCCGAAAACACUGAGCAACAAAUAUUAACACUUAGUGGUAGUAAUGCACAGAUGAGUAUGAACACGUGCUCCAAAAGACUCUUCUUACAACAACCCUAUGCUCCAGGGUUUUGGAUUAAGUUGAGUACUUCUGUUGAUAAGUACAUUGCUGUCGAGGCGGAAGAACAUUACGACGCAGUUUCAAUCGAUUUCUUAGAUACACAAGAAAAUGCUGUUGGAGAUGACACAGUUUUUGUUAUAUCGGAUUGCCCAGACACUACAGAAAUAGGUUCUACCUCAGUCCAGAAAUGUUACGGACAAAACGACAAUGUAUCUCCAUACAUAAAAUACUCGCGAAUUGCCAUGCUCUUCCAAAAAAACGUUGAUUAUUAUAUCUUCGUCCACAAACCAUUUGGAAGCUUAUUCCUUGCUGAUGAAGUGACUAAAAUUCUAUUCACUCCAAUAGUACACCCCUGUUCAUACUUCUAUAAUACAGUCAAUUGGCCUGAAAUCGCAACAAAUGGAUUCACCGCGGUAGUCAACACGGCAUAUUCUGUGAGAUCUGGGUCCGCUUGUAUUCUAACUCAACAACUUGGGUCGUGGUAUUACUUGGAAGGUGCAGAUAGAAAUGUCUUGAUAUCAACAUGCAACUCGGAGACAGAUUACUACACAGCAAUUCACUUGGUUAAAAGACUUCAUCAAACAUCAAUUAGUGAGACAGAUGACUGUGGGUAUCCCAGUGGUGAGAAUCUGUUGGGUGUGACAUGUGAGAGGUAUGACACAUCUGGAUGCCCUGAACCAGGAAGUCACCACUCUUCCAUGAUGGUCAAAUUAUCGAAGGACUACGAUUACUUUAUUUAUGCUGCUGUUGUAUCUGAGAACAACGCUGCAUUUAAUUUGAGUAUCACAACAUUAUGUCCAUAUGAUUGUGGAGGAAAUGGGGUGUGUGACAGAGUUACUCAAACUUGUAUAUGUGAUGCAGGAUACGUCUUGUUGACAGACACGUGUUCGCAAUGUGGCAAUGGAGUGUACAACGACGGAGAAGAGUGUGAAAAGACUGACGACCCUUACGUCGACUUAAAUUGUGAUUAUACCACUUGCUCAUGUAGAGAAGGAUACUACCCAAUGGACAUUCUUGGGAAGACAUAUUGCGCUCCACCAACAUGUAACAACAAUAAAAUAGAUUCAAAUGAAGAGUGUGAUGGUGGACUUGGAUGUCAGCACUGUAUGUGUACUGAAGGAUAUGUACCGUAUGAGAAGCCAAGACUUGGCUGUCUGAGCACAUUAUGUGGGAACAAAGAGUUAGAUGACGAUGAAGAAUGUGAUGGAGGUGAUGGGUGUUAUGAGUGUGAAUGUCAAGAAGAUUGGUUCACUUGGAAAGAACUUUCAUGUCAGCGCAAGCCGAAGUAUGUCAUUGAUGUCUCGAUAGCUGUUUGUGGUGUUGGGCUUUGGAUCAUUUUAUACAUCUUCUUGAUGAUUGGGUUCUUUGCUCGAUACAACUACUUGACCGACUUGAUUCUUUAUGAACAACAAAAAGAUGAACGAUUCAUGUUAGACUCGACCAUCAUCAAAUUUAACAAAGAGAAUGCGCAGUACAUUGAUAUCAAGCAACCAAAUAAAUUGUUCCAAUUUGAUAACACCGAAAUCUUGUUUGAAGACUGUAAGAACCACGUCGAAGUGGAAACGGAAACACAAGCGACUGUGAAGAUCUAUAACAACUCAAAUGAGAUAAUGAGAGUUAUUAUGCACGGCGGAGAAUAUUCAAAGUACAUUGUCUCAUUUGACCCAGCUAUGCAAAGCAUCAGACCGGGACAAUCUGCUGAAGUGAAGUGCAAAUUGACGGUGAGUUGCACUUGUGUUUUAAAAGAGAAGAUUCCCGUCACCGUUCGCUUUGGUAAAUUCAAACAAAUCAUGCAAGAACUAGUCGAGGAGAAUCCAAACUUGUUAGAGCUUCAGUCGCACUCUUCACAAAAUUCAGAGAUGUCGCACGACUCCAAGUCGAAGAGUUCGUCACUAGCAAACUCGAGAAAUACACGGAACAAGUCAUUUGUUAAAGAGACUGACAAAUCAAAGUCCAAAUCCAAAUCACAAGAUAAGAAGAAGGUGCAACCAAAGACUCCAAACAAAUUUUAUGUGUACUUAGACUUAAAAGUUGAAUCUGCCUUGUCCACUCGACUUGAUUUGGACGAAAUCAAUUUGAUUCGACCACCAAUUGGAGCCGGCACAUUUGGAACUGUUUUCAGAGCAGAGUGGCGUGGUGUCGAUGUCGCUGUCAAACAGAUGAAGACUGAUUUAGUCAAUAUUAGUGAUCUUCUUCCUAACUUUAUGCAAGAGGCGUCUAUGAUGGAGCGUAUUCGAUGUCAAUACGUUGUCAAUUACAUUGGAAGUGUUACUACAACAGAGAUAUUAUGUUUAGUGACUGAGUAUUGUCCAUUGGGAUCUUUAAGAAAGUUCAUGAGGAAUUCCCCAACCGACAUGACUACACAUUUGAAGAUUCGGUUCUGUCAAGACAUUGCAAGAGGGAUGGAAUAUUUGCAUCAGAAUGAUAUAGUCCAUAGAGAUUUGAAGACAGACAACGUCUUGGUAGUCUCUAAGAAUCCGUACGACCCAGUCACAGCUAAAGUCACUGAUUUUGGGACAUCACGAUCAUUCAUUGAAAGUUCACAGAAACUUGGUAUUCAACAUAUUGGAACACCAAUGUACAUGGCGCCCGAAAUGACACUCCACAAAGAUGAAGUCACUGAACAAAUGACACUGAAGAGUGAUGUGUAUUCAUUCUCGAUUUGUAUGUUGGAAAUCUGGAAAGGAAAGGACUGCUAUCCACAAGACAAAUUCCCGGACGGAGAGUCCAUUUUGAAGUUCGUGGGGAAUGGAAAAAGACUCGAUAUCCCAGACGACUGUUUAUUUAAAGAAACAAUUACAAAGUGUUGGAUGCAAACACCAAGAGACCGUCCACCAUUCGAUGAAGUGUCUAUUAUGCUCAACAAAAUAUAUAAAUUGUUUAUGAUGACUAACAAAGAAGGUUCGAAUGAAAAUUCAAAGAGAAAAUCGCUCCUCCCACAGUCAGAGCAAACUACACAAAGCGUCGAUACUAAAAAUUUGAAGGAAGACACUUCCCUUUCCGACAAAUCAGAGAAGUCUAAAAGUUCAAAGACAUCAAAAUCGUCAAAGAAGUCGAACAAAUCAAUAGAAGAGAGUAAAGAAAAGAGUAAAGAAGUCAAGGAAAUGAAGGAAGUCGCAGAGAAGCCCAAUGAAGAACCACAAGAGGGGAGAAAAUCAAUUGAGUCGAAAGGUUCAAUCGACUUGAAAAAGAGUGCAAGUUCAGAGGAUACAAAUGUUUCUUCAAGCGCAUCGUCUUUACGAAUAGGUGGAGAGGGGUCUGAUUUCUAA